AUGCCUCCUGAGUUGAGAAAGCGCAAGGCACCUGCUGCUGAACCUGCUGCAGCUCCUCCCGCCAAAAAGAAGGGUCCUGUCGCAAAGGUCAUCGCAAAAGUCAAGGAAGCAGUGAGCCCAAAAGCGACCAAGACCGCCAGUGCCACAGGUGCAUCAGUUGGUGAUACCAUCACUCUUGAAGGUUUUGGGGGCGAAAUUGAGACCAAUGACGGCAUCAAGACUACUAUAAAGCAACUUGUUGAGGAGAGCAAGGGUGGUGUUGUGUUAUUUACUUAUCCUAAGGCUUCAACACCCGGCUGCACGACUCAAGCAUGCAUGUUCCGCGACCAAUAUGCUCCCCUUACAGCGACGGGUUUCUCGAUUUUCGGUCUCUCCAAGGACUCGCCAAAGUCCAAUACUACAUUCAAGACCAAGCAAAACCUCCCAUACGCUCUCCUCUGCGAUCCCAGCCAGACCCUCAUUGGAGCUAUAGGCAUGAAGAAGGCAGGUGCUGGUACUACUCGAGGUGUAUUCGUGGUUGAUAAGUCGGGGAAAGUCUUGGCGUCUGAAGCUGGAGGUCCUGGGGCCACGGUUGAGGUUGUAAAGAGGCUAGUGGGAGGCGGUGGUGAUGGGGCCCCCGCUAUUGUCACUGCUCCAGCUGCUUCUGAGCCAAAGUCUGAGGUUGCCACUAAUGGUGUCAAUGGUACUGCCUCCACGGAUGACAAGGCUCAAGCUGAUGUGGCCGACGAAGUUGCUACUACUGCCGCAAAACUUGACAGCAAUGAGCGCAAGGCAAUCGUGGCUUGA
This is a messenger RNA of Cadophora gregata, 786 nucleotides long. RefSeq lists its product as uncharacterized. Lineage: Eukaryota; Fungi; Ascomycota; Leotiomycetes; Helotiales; Ploettnerulaceae. Gene Ontology annotation, molecular function: thioredoxin peroxidase activity. Gene Ontology annotation, biological process: cell redox homeostasis; cellular response to oxidative stress. Gene Ontology annotation, cellular component: cytoplasm. The record is from RefSeq and is a predicted model, not a curated record. The transcript has 2 exons. Bases 1 to 786 code for a protein of 261 amino acids.